CACGAACAAUCCGCCAGUGACGUCUCAGCAACCCUGAGCUUCUCCAAUCCAAGGGCUCAGCAUGACGACAGUGACGCAAAUGAUCAAGGGCGCCCGCCACUGGUAUUAAUAGGACCAAGGGGGCUUCGUAGAAUUACAUUACUUCCCAUUCUCACCCACCAAAGUCAUUGUCAGACUCAUACCACAACCCCCCAGCCACAAAAUUAUCAGUCAAAACUACGUCAACCAUCAUGGAGCAAGGACAACGCACUACUCACAAAGCCCCUAAGGCACACCAUCCGCAUCAUGUGGUGCCCAAGCAUGAGUCGGGCUACACCGACGAGGCGGCCGAGGAGUGCCACGACCUGAUUGACCAUGCCGAGGAGGACGCCCAUCUCCAUGAUCCCAACUCCAUGUACUCAACUACGGACAAGCCUGAGCAUGUGCACCGGGCUAAGGGUAAGGGCGGCCUCGAGGGCGCCGAGAGCACCGCCAAAGGUGCGGGCCAGAAGAUGCAGGAGACGGGCAAAAAUGUCUCGGAGUCGAUUGGCGAGACGAUGGGCGAGAUGAAGAAGAAGAUGGGAAUGGGAAAAUGAAGGGACUUGGACUUGGAACACAGUACAUAUGCCCGGUAGCGAGCAUCGUAAAACAGAAUGAAUAUGGCGUUUUCUUUCCAA
Molecule: messenger RNA, 656 nt
Organism: Chaetomium fimeti
Lineage: Eukaryota; Fungi; Ascomycota; Sordariomycetes; Sordariales; Chaetomiaceae
Exons: 2
Coding region: 231-575 (114 amino acids)
Source: RefSeq, a predicted model, not a curated record